This is a messenger RNA of Corylus avellana, 552 nucleotides long. Lineage: Eukaryota; Viridiplantae; Streptophyta; Magnoliopsida; Fagales; Betulaceae. The record is from RefSeq and is a predicted model, not a curated record.
UCGAAAAGAUAGAACGUCGGUUGGCCGGUUGGAAAAGGUUAUAUUUGUCGAAGGGUGGCAGAGUGACGCUUAUCAAGAGAACUCUUGCUAACUUGCCUACUUAUUAUCUGUCUCUUUUCCCUAUUCCAGUUAGCGUUGCCAAGCGCAUUGAGAAGUUACAGCGCAAUUUCUUAUGGGGUAGGCUAGGCGAAGAGUUCAAAUACCACUUGGUGAAGUCGUCAAAGGUUUGCACUCCGAUUAAGGAAGGCAGGUUGGGUAUUAGAAACUUAAUGGUGUUCAAUCACGCCCUACUAGGAAAAUGGUCGUGGCAUUAUAGAUCGGAAAGAGAUGCUUGGUGGAGGGUUGUGGUGGAUGCGAAGUUUGGAAGCUUAUGGGGAGGGUGGUGCUCUAUGGAGCUUGGAGGUACUUUUGGGGUAGGGUUACGGAAGAAUAUUAGGAAAGGGUGGGACACUUUCCAAGGCUUUAUGAGUUUUGAGGUGGGGGACGGGACUAGGGUUCGCUUUUGGCAUGAUUUGCGGUGUGGAGUUACGGCUCUUAAGACAGCUUUCCCUG